Messenger RNA from Ornithodoros turicata, 4771 nucleotides. RefSeq lists its product as uncharacterized. The record is from RefSeq and is a predicted model, not a curated record. Gene Ontology annotation, biological process: G protein-coupled receptor signaling pathway. The coding region runs from base 1 to 879 and encodes 292 amino acids. The transcript is spliced from 7 exons. Lineage: Eukaryota; Metazoa; Arthropoda; Arachnida; Ixodida; Argasidae. Gene Ontology annotation, cellular component: neuron projection.
AUGACAGGGUUUGAGUUCGAGACCCACUCUGGAACUGGCCUUGGUCGCUUUUAUCGUCUUACUUCCACCGAUCCGUCCGGCGGCGUGUCUUCCGGCGGCGGCGGUGGACUGCAGGUGCCAGGCGGCGGCGUCGUGGUUCCGGCUGAUGAAGGUUUACCACCUGGGGCUGCCGGGGCGCUACAGCACCGCCGGGGUACCACCUCCCUCCGUGCCGCCAUCGCCAGGCGCCUAUCCCGGGUGUCAGCCCACGACUCCGCGUCUCUGCCAUCUGACCACUGCGACUGCACAAAGUUGAUCGACGAACUGAACGUUGGGGUUGCGCUGUUCCGUGACGUGCUGCUUAGCGUCAGCAGCGCCCAGGACGGGCCCGAGCUACGGCACCGGAUCCGGACGCUGCGACAACGCUGCGUCGAGGCUUGCCUCGCGGCGCACCACGGCCUCAUGCCCAACAUCCGCAGUGACGUUGCGGAAGGUAUUCCUGUGGAUUCCCAGCAGCUAGUAAACCUGGUAUGCUGCACACAGAUGCUGGUGCGGGAGCUGCACAAAUGCAAGGCGCUCGUGCAGGCCAACCAGGUCGACAUGACAGAUUUUUACGAGCAGAAUCCAGUAAGCUCCGGCAUGUCUGUGCUCGACAAGUUGGUCCUCUGGAGGCCCCCGCCCAGGGAUCACCACCUAGAAGAAAUACGAGGCAUAGAAAGGGAUUCUGACAGCGUGCAAACUGUGCUACGAGAGAUGCAAGAGUUUAUGCCCCUCGAAAGCAAUUGCAAGACAUUAAUAGAGGACAACGUCAUGAAAUGGAGGCGACGAAAUCGGAAAGGCUGUGGCCUGUACAGCCAACUGGGGGACCUGUGCUGCCUGUGUCGAUCACAACUCAGCUAGCAGGCGCUCCGAAAGAUACCACCAACUUUCGCCCAAACGAACUGUUUCUUGCCGAUCACGAGGUGUUCAACCGUUUUUUUUUUCGUUUCCGGGACUGACUCCUUCGACUGGACAUUUCGCUGGCUCACACUCCAGGCUAAACGUUCAAGCUCUGGGUUCUGCGCUUCAGUGAGGUCGUGCGAUUAUUGGUGUUUAAAACGUUGAUGGGAAUCGACUGUGAUUUGUUGCGAUUUGUGAUUUGCGAUUUGAAUUUGUUGAUUCUUGUGUGCAGCUUCGCGUAAGCAAGACGUGAGAAUGGGACAGGUAAAACGCAGGCAGAAUAAGCGCUGGCAAGCAGAUCGGAUUUCCUCGUCUCGUCUGGAAGGUCUGGCUGUUUCGUGUAACGAAGUCUUCAACGAAUUUUAAGGAUGUCACGUUGUCAUCAGGAAAGCGUGAUAUGAGCUACUCAUUCUUAAAAUAGUUAUUGCGACGAGCGCGUUUACUAAUAUUUGAAAUAAAGUAGGAAAAAGUAAUUAAUCAGGAACACCGUCACAAGAAAGUCGGUUACGAAAAAGUACCCGCGAAUCCGAUUAUAAUUACGGUUUCUCGAUUUUGGCAUUUUAUUUUUACGGUAAUUCACUAGGUCUUUAUCGUCAUCUACGAAUAUUUCGUGCAGAAAAGUCUAAUUUUUCCGGCGCUACUUUUUACAAAAGUAAGUUCCCAAAUUCGACUCGUUAUACUUACUACACUGGUCACCAGAUGGCAGUAGCAGGUAUACAGUACAACCACAAACAUACAAAAAAAUCACCUUGUUCAUUUACAUUGCGGAAAAACUUUCACCGGAAAGGCUUUCAUCGUCAUCAUCAUGCUGCCACCCGGCGUGAUAGCAGAUUCCUUACGGUUCACAACGCGCAGUCUCCAGAGUGCGUGUCCCUACACCUGAGACGACCUGUGCCCCUACGUCGCUGAUUACGUAACGCCGGCGCGCAAAGCAUGCUGGAGUGCAUUAUCAGCUUUAUCAACCUAUCAGCCGAGGCAUUCUUCCCGCUUCUUGCCCACCACUGCAAAAUAUAUCCUCGAACCGGUCUUCUCGUGACGUCACAUUCGCGACGCAAUUAGCAACUUGAAGGGACAUAUUCGGACUUUUUCGGAAAAUAUCGAAUUUGCGAAAAGACACUUGGCGGUUGUUUUUUCGGCGUACUUCAGCUAAUGCUGAAGACGAGCCACCCUAGUUACAAAGCAUCGUCGCUAGCGUAACGUACCCAAUUUUAAAUUAUCAGCGAGAUUCACUUUCAUAUAGGUAGAGAAAAAAAGAGAACGACAGUUAGACAAUACGUUCCAGAAGCAGGCACAAAUUUAUCUGACACUUUUCAUAAAAAUGAAGGUAAAAUGCGUUCCCAUUUUUUCGGAAACACAUCACGCAACGUACAGCUUUGACAAAACAAGAGACGAAAACGGAAACCGAUCGUACAUGUGCAAGGAAGAAAAAACGAGCUUGAGGGACAGAGAGAUAGGCAAAGAGGGAUUCUUCUUUCCGAAAAAAAAAAAGAAAGAAAGGAAGAAAAAUCUCUUGGAAUCCAGUAGUCUCUCCUCCUUUCCCUCGGAACAGACGCUUCCCCUUCUCUAAUUUCGAAAAGGUGGAACAGAAAGAGAGGGAAAAUACGGAGAACACGCCCUGCAGGAUUCCGCAAGCUAAAGGAAUGUAGUAGAACAACAACAAGAACUUUAUCGUUAGACAAUGAAUGGGGAGUUUUAUAGGAAUGUAGUACAGGAAAGAUAUGUAGCUGGAAAAGUAAUGGAAAGACCUCUUGUGAGCGAGGAAAUGAAAACAAAACCAUUAAGCAGCCAUAUCGAUCUGGUGAGUGGAUCAGUGAAUUGAACCGCUAGUGGGAACUUAACUGAUUUUUGAGUUUCAUUAAAGAUGUGAUUCUCUUUCGUAUUCCUCCGGGUUUUUUUUUUUUUUUUCGUUUUUUUUUCUUCCAAUUAUGAUACUUUUCUCUCGCUUAUUCUCAAUAGUUAUCCCUUGGAUAGCUAUUGCCGACAACACUUCAUUAUUUCUGCCUCACACACUGUCAGCGUUCUACCACCUUUCUUGCUAUUUAUGAGAAUGAAACAUGGCUUGUCGAUGAUGCAGCAUGCUUUAUCAGGUUAGCUUAUCUGGAGUUACGUAAAUAUGGAAAUAUUAAUCUGAAUACACAUAGUGCAAUAUUUUGGGAGGGUGUUUAGGGUACCCUGACUGGCUGCCGUAAGCUAGACGAAGCACUGUGUCUCCGUUGCGUCGGGAUUUUUUUUUUUUUUUUGUUAACUACAUCAUUUUGAUAUACAGAGAAAAUGUAUUUUAUCCAGGACCUGACUUGUGGCGUGAAAGUCGGGUGCCGAAUUUAAUAUAAUCGGAAAAAGAAAACAUCGCGCUAUUUUUCCUAUUAUGAUUCAUUUAAUGUAAGAGGAAGCAGUGAAAUACCCAUAUGUUGAUUCUACUAUUCUGGAUACAGGUUCCCUUCUACAACUUCUAGUGUGUGCAACUUUGGUGUUGGGAAGCUAACAUGCCGUUCAGGGGAGAAAUUGGGUUGAAUUCAGAUCAGUCAGUUGAAUCAGUCCAAAAUUGAUGUAGGAAUUGAUUCAGGGCGGAAUAAGGUUUUUCCCAAAAACAAAACGAGAAAACUUUUUUUUUUACAUAGCCCUGAUGCAUUGCCGAAGUCACCGGUGAACAGAGUAUACUGCAAUAUGUCUAUGUACGCAGGUGAGAAUAAUAAUAGCACUGGAAAUAAGGGGAGAGUUAGUAUAUACUGUUAGCAAAAUGUAUAUUGUCUGCAGGGGAACGAAUGUGCACUGAUAAGAGUAUGGAGCACUUAUUUUGGAGAUAAACCUUCUCAUAUAUCAUACCAUGUAAGCAUGUGUACAGGUUCUCACAUGACGUGUGAUUCAACGUUGUUACAAGUGGUACGUUAUCUCAAUCACUGCAUGACACUUCCGGUGCAUUAAUGUUUACUACGAAGUAUUGGAAGUAGUAAUUGGUCAUUUCCUGCUGUAUGAACGUCAAGACGUUCAUAAAUUACGAUAUUGGUUUGGUUUGAUGCAUAGAAACGAAUUUAGGUGUAUUUGAAAUGCCAUUCUUUUGUUGCACAUAGUUUACGUGACUUCUUGUACAGUGUUCAGCUUAGAACCUGUGUUCAGUGUACUUAGCAUAAACGCUUCGUGUGAUUUGUCUUCUAAUUGUUUUAUUUUUUAUUUUUUACAAAUAUUUCGCGUGAGUACCACAUUACAGUACACAUUGCGUAAGAUGCUAUUUAUCGCACUCUUGAUCGGAAGGAUUUGUACAUACGAAUGAAAGACCACGAAAAUUAGUUAUUUCGAUGCAGAAAGACACGAUUUUAAGAACGCAUAUUUCUCAAAUGCUUGCAGGUCUUUCACCCAACCGUGUCUGUGUAAUACCUACUAGCUAACUCAAUAUCAGCUUGGUUCACUUUGAUGAUAUAGCGUUCCCGAAUAACAUAAACCUACCAUACAUGGGGUAGCUAUUUCUAGCUCUGUGUGCACAUUUAACUGCUUAUACGAACAACGGUUCUAACGAACACGAAGCUCUAGCUAACACGAAGCUCCAUGCGAUGCAUGUGCGGUCAAGCACACGGAUGUGUUUGAAAAGAGCAUCCGCAUCUUCCUUAUCUCGCGUGCUCGAUAGUUGCACGUAGUGUCCACCGAUAACACGGAGACCAUCUGUCAUGACCACAUUCUGAUAUUCAGAUGAUUAACACGCAGCUCUAUAUUAUUCUACUACGAGUAUAUGAUAAAUAUAUAUAUAUAUAUAUAUAUACAUACAUGAUAUUUAUAUGGCUCCCUUACACAAAUAGUUCCUCCGCUGAAGGCAAGAUAGUACUGUUAUACUGGUGAAUAUAAAAAUACUUCUGCUCUUUUC